Molecule: messenger RNA, 577 nt
Organism: Paramecium sonneborni
Lineage: Eukaryota; Ciliophora; Oligohymenophorea; Peniculida; Parameciidae
Source: the annotation of a GenBank genome assembly
AUGAAAAAAACAAAUUUGAAGAUAAAUGCUAAUGCUACUUAAAAAAGACAAAAUAAAGAAAAUUCAAUUAAAUCUCCACGGAAAGCUAUCUCCCCUAAAAAUUUUAGAUAAAAAUUAACUUGCCCUGAUUUAUGGGAUAACAUUGAAAAAUAAUCAAUCACUUCUGAAACAAUAUUUUAAUAAAUAUUUCCAAACCCUAAUAGAAAGAGAUUAACUUAUUUUUAGUUUGAUUAAAUCAAAUUUUUGAGCGCAGAAAAAAAUGAAAUUUUUGAUUUAUUAUAAUAAGAUGAUUGGAUUGAAUACAAUAGAGCUGGUAAAAUUCUAGGAGAAAAAUAUGGUUAUGAAUAAAGUCAAUUAAAAAAAUGGUUUGAUGACAAUUAAGUCAAUUAAACUAUUAAGAAAGUAGAUCUACUCAAAAAAUAUAAAGAUAAAAGUAAUUUUAUAACUAAGUAUUUUAUUUGAAGAAAUUAUUAGAUUAUUUGAAGAAAUUGAUUUUAACAAUACAUAAGAAUUAUCGUAUUGGGAUGUAUAUCUUCAUAAAGAUAUUUAUGUGCUGAAAUAAAUAAUUCCACUAUGA